AUGACCUCCGAUGAGAUGAAGAAGAUAACCUUGAAGAGUGAUGACGGUGAGACCUUCGAGGUGGAGGAGGCUGUGGCCAUGCAAUCGCAGACCAUCAAGCACAUGGUGGAGGAUGAUUGUGCCAACGGUGCGAUACCUUUGCCAAAUGUGACUAGUAUCAUCCUAGCGAAGGUCAUCGAGUACUGCAAGAAGCACCAUGAAGAGCAUGUCGAUGGUGAGAACAAAGAGGACAUUAAGAAUUGGGAUGCUGGGUUCGUGAAGUUCUUAACAAAUUACAUCUUGUUGAUGCUCUUUUUCGGAGAGGGUCAAUUUAGAGAAAAGGGGUUUGUCUUCAGCAGUGGAGAAGGUGAGAACCUUCAGCAAGGGAAGAACCUACAGAAGACAAAGUGGGAGAAGCAGUCGUUAAGCUUCGGACACCGGCGUGGUGCCGACCGAAGGCUCUCUGAUGCUUAA
Molecule: messenger RNA, 453 nt
Organism: Prunus armeniaca (apricot)
Lineage: Eukaryota; Viridiplantae; Streptophyta; Magnoliopsida; Rosales; Rosaceae
Source: the annotation of a GenBank genome assembly